GAGAAAACAAUGGGUCAAACCCGGUACCAGAAUGUGGACCUGAAUAAAUGUAAGAAUGUGCUGGUCCUUGACAGGGAAGGUCAGGCACUGUCACUGUUUUCACAUUUUCAUCUCCGGUCCGAUAGGUGGCGGUAUGCUCCCUUUCUGCUCGGUAGUACCGGUAUUUCCGGUUGAUCUUUGACCUCACGAACCAAAACACUCGACAAACGAGCUGGCGGCAAAGCGUUACCAUGUCCAGCGGGGAGUUAGACAGAUUUACAGCUCUGUACUUUUCGUACGUGCUGUAUUUUCUGAUCUCCCUGCAGAUGAGAUGCACGCUGUCCCUGCUGGUGAUGGUGUUAAAUGAAGGCAGACGACAGCGCCGUUUGAUCCUGGAGUGCGCCAACAACGAGACGUCUGCGCUGCUUCACUUCGUCCCCUCUCCGCUUCCCAGGGCUCCGCGCAGAUGCUGGAUGCGGGUCCGGAGCAAAGACUGGUGGGAGAGAGUGGUUUUGAAGGAAUUUACUGACGAAGACUGGAGGAUGACCUUCCGCAUGACGCGCAGGUCGUUUGAUAAAUUAUGCGGCUUGAUGGAGGGAGUGCUGCGGCCGCAGGACGUGACCGUCCGCGCCCCCAUCCCGCUGCAGAUGAGGGUCGCCAUCGUUCUGUACAAACUCGUUAGUUGUGCGGAGUACAGCACUAUAGCCAAACAGUUCGGCGUCCAUAAAACCACAGUGAAGAAGUUUGUGUACUCCUUCAGUAAAGGGAUGGUGUCUAAUGUCAUCAACGACCUCAUCAAGCUGCCCACGGCGGACGAAGCACGCGCUAUCGCACGCGGAUUCGAGGAGAAGUUCGACAUCCCUCAGGUAGUCGGGUUCAUCGACAGGACUCACAUUCCAGUUCUGCCCCCAAGUGACGGCUACAAAGACUUUGUGAAUCGCAAAGGAUGGCCUUCUUACGUGCUUCAAGCCGUGGUGGACCACACGUACAGGUUUUGGAACAUCAACUGCAAAAUGCCCGGAUGUACUCGUGAAGCAGACGUGCUCAGGCAGUCGUCGUUAUUUGACCAGGCACACCUGCUGCCAAAGGUUCCCAGAGAAAUUGGUGGGAAUUCUGUUAACUUUUUCAUACUUGGAGGCCCAGCUUACCCACUCAUGGACUGGCUCAUCAGAGCCCACCGCCGUCCUCCACGUCUCACUCCUGAACAGCUGCAGUUUAACGUCCGUUUACACUCCGCAAGGUCGACGGCAGAGACGGCUUUCAGGAGGCUAAAGUCGCGCUGGAAAGUGCUGCUCAAGAAAAGUGUUUUCCACUACACAUUCACACCGUACGUGAUUGCCACCUGCUGCGCACUGCACAACUUCUGUGAAAGCGAGGAGGAGGAUGUUGAUCCUGAUUGGACAGAGGAAGCAGCUGUUCUGGAACGAGAUCUGCCACAGCCGGAUUCCCGUUCAUACGAUGAGCCCGAGUGUCCUGAUGGUCGGAAAAUCAGGCUUGCUCUGACUGAGUAUCUGAAAACAAACUUUCCUCUAAACGCAGUGUCAUAGACCCGCAGUGGCUGUUUUCUUUGCAUAUUUAAGAAAUCAGUUACGGACAUUAGGGUCUUUACCCCAUACUCUUUAUUCCAGCAUUGUCAUGAACAGAUAAAUUUAUGUUUGUAUUUAUUCACAUUUAUUAAACAUCUCAAAACUUU
Messenger RNA from Melanotaenia boesemani (Boeseman's rainbowfish), 1672 nucleotides. RefSeq names its product protein ANTAGONIST OF LIKE HETEROCHROMATIN PROTEIN 1-like. The coding region runs from base 231 to 1526 and encodes 431 amino acids. The record is from RefSeq and is a predicted model, not a curated record. The transcript is spliced from 3 exons. NCBI's taxonomy places the organism in Eukaryota, Metazoa, Chordata, Actinopteri, Atheriniformes, Melanotaeniidae.